Seriola aureovittata is the source of this 2324-nucleotide messenger RNA. RefSeq names its product fibrous sheath CABYR-binding protein. NCBI's taxonomy places the organism in Eukaryota, Metazoa, Chordata, Actinopteri, Carangiformes, Carangidae. The record is from RefSeq and is a predicted model, not a curated record. The coding region runs from base 53 to 1702 and encodes 549 amino acids. The transcript is spliced from 9 exons.
CUCAUCCUCAAAUCAUUUCAUCAGGUUGAACGUUGAAGAAAAUAUUAGCAUCAUGUCAAAAGAUGUUGACAGAAACCAGGUGUUUAGAACCACCAGGGUGCGGACUGCACUGAAGAAUGAUGGCAGCUGGAUCCAAAAAUCUAGUCAGGAAAAAGAUGAGCAAGAUGAAGCACGGACAGACCAUGCUGUGGAGACCAAACCAGCUCCAGUCAGGAAGAAAUCAUAUGUCCUCUCCACAGCCAUGAAAUAUGAAUCAGUAGAUUCUCCACUGAGCCCUCCUCUCGAAAAGACACAGCUCUCUCCAUCUGAAGGUGAUUCAGCUAAUCCGGCAAAUGCUGAUGUUAUUCCUCUCCAAAAUGAUGCUCAGCCUGAGGGGUCAACAGUGGAGACCGCAGACUAUACAAAGCCCCAAGCAGCCACAGAAGAACUUAUCCAAAAUGGUAAAGUACAAAUAGAAAAAAUUGUUGCCAACACAGCUGCAGAAAUCUCUGACGUGGCUGGUACAGGGGAGAGUAAAGACCCUGCAGAGGUCCCUGCUGCUCUUGCAGUGGAACUGAAAGCUCAAGAGGAACCUUCAGUUGAAACAGACCCAGCAAAUGAGGCACAUUUGGAGGAUGCAGGAGUAGAAUCAACUAAACCAUCUGCAGAGGGGAGUUCUAACAAAUGUCCUCCAGAACAUGCUGCAGAAGAUAUUUUUAAAGCCGUAGCUGUGGUUGUGGUGGAGUCAUCACCUGAUACGAUUGAUGUGAUUCAUACAACACCAGGAGAAGAGGCUGCUCUCCAAAACCAUGUGGAAGCAGACCCUGACUUACCGGUUCAAUCUGUAUCCGAAUCACCCACUCACUGUGCUACAGAAACUGCUGCAGAGGGGAGUUGUGAGAGAUGUCCUCCAGAACAAAGUACAGAAGAAAUUGUUGAAGCUGUAGCUGAGGUUGUGGUGGAGUCAUCACCAGAGACCCCUGCUGUAAAUAAUGCAACACCAAGAGACAAGGCUGCUCUACAAGGCACUGUGGAACCAAUCCUUGAUGCUGUAUCUGAAUCACCCACUCAGUCUGCUGCCGAAACUACAGUCAACCGUGUAGAGUCUGAAGUUGAGUCUGCAGCUCCAACAGAACCGGAUUUAAAGGUCAGCUCUGAAGAGGUAAUUGAGUGUGAAAUCCAGCCUGUUAAUAACACUGUUGUCGAACAAAGUGCUGAGCCAGCAUCUGAGAAUUCAGCAGUUGGUGUGAUGGAGUUGAGCAUCGAGGAUGCUCUUGAACCUGCUUCAGACACUGGAGCAGAUAAGUUAUGUGACAGAGCCAUUGAACUGACUGAUGAAUUAGAUGUUGAGCCGCCCACAGCUGAAGCUGUUCCUACACCUGUGGAAGAUCCAAAACAAUCCCACUCAGAGGAGUCAAAAGUGAACCAGUCCGAUACCAACACCACUGAAAUGUUUCAAAAGCCCAGGGAGGAGCUACCAUCCAAACACACUCUGAAGGACACCAGGUACACCAGUGAUGGCAGAGCUAUUUGUUCAUUCUGUGACCAAGUAAUUGAUGGAAACAUCAAGAUCUCACUCAAUGAGCCUCUGGUGACCUGCCACCCUGACUGUCUGCAGUGUGGAGUGUGUGCUAAGGUCCUGGGAGAUCUGCUGACCCCAAUGUUCCUGCAUGACCAAGUGAUCCACUGUGGUGGCUGCUUUGCAAAAGCUUUCAAGGCCUGAAACCUAACUGGGACAAACAUGUUGUUGGAAGACUCAAAGCAUACCGUGAUUAAUGUGUUGUACGGGCUGAGAACCUCACCACUGUUGCCUUAACUCAGUUUUCUGUCUUUUGACCCAAUUUUCCUACAAAAGGUUUUUUAGGACAUAAGAACUCUGCAAAAAGGUUUGGCUGCAGCAAAUUAUUUAUUACUUUAACUGCCAAAAUGCUUGAAUGAAAUACUUUGCGGACAACAAGAGUGCUUUUAUUGCAAGAUGCUGUAUAAGGUUAAAAUAAAAUCCCAGUUCAAUGUUUCAGAUUUAAAUGGUUUAAUAAGCCUUCAUUUCAAAUGAGCACAAACACUAAGUAGCAGGGCUACACAUCAAACACUUGGAGGCAAGUUAUUAAAGCAUCAACACCUCAGUGACAUAAAAACAGCUUAUUUUAAGCAGUAAUUGAAAAACCUCCAUGAAAUGCAUACAAAUAUUGUUUCCCCCCCUACACAUUGGGAUUUAAACAAAGCAAAAAUGCAUUAUGAGGGAAUGCAAAAUGCAUCUAUUGUAAGCGAAAGCAAACAGGGAGAUGGGAGGAAACAUUUAACCUUUGCAGAGAACUUUGGUACGUUCAGCUUCACUUGCUUUAGUU